This is a messenger RNA of Phytophthora infestans T30-4, 2763 nucleotides long. RefSeq names its product Voltage-gated Ion Channel (VIC) Superfamily. Lineage: Eukaryota; Oomycota; Peronosporomycetes; Peronosporales; Peronosporaceae. The transcript has 3 exons. Gene Ontology annotation, cellular component: voltage-gated calcium channel complex; membrane. The coding region runs from base 1 to 2763 and encodes 920 amino acids. Gene Ontology annotation, biological process: calcium ion import across plasma membrane. Gene Ontology annotation, molecular function: high voltage-gated calcium channel activity. The record is from RefSeq and is a predicted model, not a curated record.
AUGAGCGACGCUGCUAUCGCAGUACCGUCGGAUGACGAGAGACAACUCGACACUUUUCGCGACAGUCUCCGUGAUGGAAACGUCAGUGCAAAACUACAUGGAGCACGUGGAGAACCGGCAAACGGAGGUUUGAAACUGCUGGAAGACAAAGUGACACUGGUGUGGCAACCCAGAGCUCUUCCCUUGCAGAGUUAUCUGCCUCCAUCACUCUUGGAAAAAAUCGUGAUACACGACGUCAGCGUCGUGAUAACCGAGGCGAAAAGCGUGAGAACAGGACGCCAAACGACCAAUUUUGUGCGGACGAUCAAGUAUUUAACCACCGACGAGCUUCCUGCGAACGAUGACAGGUGUUUAUCGCUCUUCGAUUUAGAGUUCGAAGACGAAUUUACUCGAGACAUUGCACGCGCAUUCUUCCGACAACAAGCAGGUUUAAAGCAAAAUGAACCAGAAAACACCGAAAUAUUCACGGACAUCGAGCUGCCGAGUGGGUUGCCAACUCGAUGUUACCAAGUCGUGGUGCAUCCGUCUUUCCAGCUUGCAGUACUGAUCGCUGUAGUCGGCAGUAUGACGUCAGUCGGAUGGCGUUCAUUCCGCUACGUGACGAACCUCGAUGACGAAGAAGACGUGGAAGAAGUGGCGAGGUUUGGCAUGACUGUGUUAGAAUAUUUUCUACUGGUAUUUCUAACCAUGGAGCAGAUCUGUAAAGCCAUCGGAUUGGAAGGGAUCGCGCCGUUAUUAAGGAGUAAAUGGGACGCGUUCGACCUCUGCGCAGUGAUGAUCAGCUGGUUAGCUGUACUGCCCUUCUCUUCGUUGGCUGGAUUUAAUCUGCUGUCACUUCGCGUUUUUCGAGGUGUGCGGAUUUUUAAGCGUUGGAAAAGCUUCCAGGAAACAAUGGAGACCUUCCUGGUUUCGUUACCAAUGGCUGGUAAUGCAGUACUCUGUUAUUGCUACUAUCUGUUCUUGUUCGCGAUCUUGGGGAUGUACCUUUUCAACAACUCAUUGUCUCAUCGCUGCGCGAUUCAAGCGGAUUCCGAUACUUUUAUCGCCCCAAUGGCUGUGGGUGACACCAAGACGUAUGUUGCUGAAACGCCAGUGCAUUUCUGUCGAAUGGAUGAUACGUCUUCGGGCUGUAAAUCCAACAUGGAAUGUGUAGCCAUGUCUCCACCCGAUCGCGGAUAUACCGGUUUCCACUCGUUCCAAGCGUCGUUUCUAACGGUGUUCUUGAUAACGUUACGAUCGGGAUUUGGCCCUUCUUUGGAUGGAGCGCAACAAGCGUCAUCCUACUUCUCGAUCAUUUACUUUAUCGGGUUGGUAGUGUUCGUCAGCUACAUGAUCUUGUCACUUUUCGUGGGGAUUGUUCGAGACAGCUACAUCUCCGUAUCAAUAGUACGCGCUGCAAAAGUGACUCAACAAGAAAAAAGAAUGGAAACAUAUCUAAAGAAACCACGUGUCCAAUUCCCGAAAGGAACGGAAAAGUUCCCAGAUGUGAUGCAAGUUGUCGACGCCAAGUGGCAAAUCUAUCGAGGGCGAUUCAAAGACUGGUUGCUGCAAUCGCCACUGUUCACAAGAGCAGAUGGAACGUUUCUAAGCUGGUGUAGAUUACGUCAAGAACGGACUUUUUUCAUUCUGGAAUCUGGAAGUCCCACCAUGGAUAAAAUUUCGUCAAUCGCGGAUUCUUCGGCUUUCGAACAUUUCAUGAAUCUGGUGGUUUUCUCCAACUCGGUUUUAUUCGCACUGGAAUAUCACGGGAUGAGCGACAUCUAUGCUUCUCGUUUAUACAUGAUCGAGAACUUUCUCAUGCUGGUGUACGCCACCGAAUUUAUUAUCAUCGGGGCAGCAUCCGGUGGACUUGUUGGAUAUUUGCAGAAUCCAUGGAAUCGUCUGGAUUUUGUGCUUCUGGUCAUCGCCUGUGUCGAAUUUCUACUGCUAUCGUGUUCAGUUCUGCUCUACAGUGACAGCUACGCUCGUGGGAUAUUCGUCCUUCGAUUAUUUCGUCUAGUGCGGCCAUUCCGAGUGGUGCGACAAAAUAACAAGCUGCUGUUAGUACUGGAUGCUAUACUAGCCAGUGUGCCUGCAUUUCUAAGCUCCAUCGCGUUCCACCUGCUUCUAAACAGCGUAUUUGCUGUUGUGGGUAUGAAUCUGUUUGGUGGCAACUUCCCACUGACCAUGCAGUCACACUUUAACACGUUUAGUGACAGUAUGCUCACCCUUUUCAAGUUCUCGAAUGGAGGAAGUAUCUGGCCGAUUUUUCACGCUUCUCUUCAAGCUAGUUCGUUUGGAGUGGCACUGCUUUAUUACAUGACGUACGUGGUGUUGUGUCGGUAUAUCGCACUCAACUUCAUGCUGGUCGUGCUACUCCGAAACUUUGCCAUGAAAGGUGAUGAAAGACGGAAAACGUUGAGUGGAUUAUUCCAAGAUCGGAUGUUUGCCAUGCAACGGAUUCAUCUCUUCGACAUGUACACGUUUGUCCAGGAGUUCGGGAACCUUUACCAAGGAGAUAUUAUGAACGUGAGCUUGCCCGGAAGUGCCAAGAAGCGAGCGCAACGUGCUUUAUCGGCUUCCGAAGCACUCAAAGCUAGAUUAUUCAACGUCCUUCCAACUUCGGAUUUUCUGAAGAUUAAAGGAUACUACGGCACAACGAAAACUCAGCACGAGCGCAAGUACGUUCCAUUAGAAGCUUCACAGAACGGAAAAUCCAAGAACCAAGCCGCCGUGACUCCGAUUGAAGAAUUUGGACCGGAUGGACCUCAUCAGGAGGUGUAA